AUGGACCCCGCCGGCCUCCUCCUUCGCGAGGCCACGCGGGGGUUCGCCGCGGGCGCGGCGGCGUGGGGCGCGGCCUGGGGUGCGCAGUGCCCGUCUUGCCCUGCGUGCCCCUCGUGCACGUGCUCCUGCGAGCCGCGGCUGGCGUGCCCAGGCGGCUCGGUCUCCGAGGUCCAGCGGCCAGAGCUGCUGGGGGCCAGCAUCGCCUGGCUGGUCAGCGUGGCCGUGGGGGCCGCCGCGGGCUGGGCUUUCAGCAGGUGGAGCAGCGCUGCUCCAUCCUCGGCCCCUGCGCCGCCGAGCGCGGCCGCGGAACCUGCUCCAGCAGCGCUGGAGACGCCGACCUCUGCAGCGCAGCUGGCGGCGGCGCAGGAGAUGGCGAUGGCGGCCGUGCACCCCGUUGCCGCGCUGGGCCUUCAGGAGGGGGACUUCAUCCUGGUCGAGUACGCGGGAUACCCCAACGUGUUUCACGAGCGCUUGGUGGUGCUCGCUCCCGACGGCUCUAGCCUCACCUGCACCCUCACGCCCGACGACGACAGCUAUGAGGAGGAUCUCUUCUCGGCCGCGGAGGUGCGGCGCUGGCUUCCCUGUGUUGGCGGGCGCAUGGGCGCCUACCCGCCGGCGGCCGCAGGUAUGCACGUGCACGGCUUCAGGGGGGUACCUUCGCCCGUGCGGGUCGCGCAGGUGCUGGCGGCUGCAGCGGCGCGGCUGGGGAUCCAGCUAGGCGCGGGCGAUGCGGUGACGCCCAACCUGAUUGGCAUGCCGCCCGCUGGGAUGCUGGUCGCUGGACCGCCUGCUGUGCCCGCGCCCGCGGGUGGUGCCCCCGCUGUGGCGGCCGGAGCCGACGCGCGCAUCCAGCCGGUCACCUACGACUUGCAGGGGCAGCGGCACGCGGACUUUCGCACGGCGGUCAUGGGCAUGUCGGAGGGGGCCUUCCCUGACUGGCCAGUCAGAGGCCCCAGGACGGCGCUGUGGGUCCUCAAGUUCAUGGAGGCCCACGGAGGCACUCCGACGGGGCGCCACUCACGGUGGCUGUCGGAGACGCGUCUGCAGGGCCAUGAGCCAGGCGUCGACGAGCACGAACGGGCUUGCAGGACGCUCGAGCGCAUGGUGAUCUACGACCAGCUCAACGUGGCGAACCUCGCCUCAGGCGAGAUGCUAGCCAGGACCGUGCAGCUCCAGGAGGAGCGCUACAGGGAUCGAGUCGCCCCGGCAGUCGACUCAGGGAGCCUCGACGCCCACGUGCUGAUGGGCGCCGACCAGCUUCGCGGUAACGUGUGCGUGGCGCCGUUGCUGCAGGACCACAUCAAGGACGAGCUCACGAAGAUGAACGCUUACCGCAAGGGGCAGCGCAAAGCCAGAGAGGAGCGCGACUUGGCCCGCAAGAACAAGAAGGGGACCAAGGGCGACAAGGGCUCUGGCAAGGAUGACAAGUAG
Molecule: messenger RNA, 1431 nt
Organism: Prorocentrum cordatum
Lineage: Eukaryota; Dinophyceae; Prorocentrales; Prorocentraceae
Source: the annotation of a GenBank genome assembly